Beta vulgaris subsp. vulgaris (sugar beet) is the source of this 4324-nucleotide messenger RNA. RefSeq names its product LRR receptor-like serine/threonine-protein kinase RPK2. The transcript is spliced from 4 exons. Bases 303 to 3443 code for a protein of 1046 amino acids. Gene Ontology annotation, biological process: protein phosphorylation. Gene Ontology annotation, molecular function: protein binding; ATP binding; protein kinase activity. Gene Ontology annotation, cellular component: plasma membrane. NCBI's taxonomy places the organism in Eukaryota, Viridiplantae, Streptophyta, Magnoliopsida, Caryophyllales, Amaranthaceae. The record is from RefSeq and is a predicted model, not a curated record.
CUGUGAAGUCCAACAUGCGUCCAACUUUGGGACUCUAAAUUAACUUAUUAAUUUACAACUAUACAAAUACAAAUUCUCCCCCAUUUUUACACUCUCUCUCCUCACUCUCUCUCUCCUGCUUUCUACUUUCUCUCUCCUCUUUUCCGGCGAAUGCCGCUGCACUUUCCGGCGACAUUCUCGCCGUCACUUUCACCGGAAUCCGCCAUUACUAAAACCUCCACUUUCUGAAAAACUCUUACCUCAUUUUCUCUCUCUUUCUCUCCUUUUUUGCACCUUUUUUAAAAACCUCCAUUUUUUCAACAAUGUCGAUGAUUCAACCUCUUAUCUUCCUUCUUUCUCUCUCCUCUCUCUUCCUCUUCACAACUUCAGAUGAUGCAGCUGCUCUUCUCACAUUCAAAUCCGCCAUUUCUCAUGACCCUUACAAUCUCCUCUCUAACUGGUCUCCUGCUACUCAUCACUGUUACUGGCGUGGAAUUUCUUGCGAUUCUGUUAACGGUAGAGUUGUUUCUCUUAAUCUUACUUUUCCGGUGAGUCUUGCCGGAACCCUAGCUUCUUCCGUCGGGAAUUUGACGGAACUUAGGGUUUUGUCGAUUCCGUAUCAUGAGUUUAACGGUGAGAUUCCUUCUGAGAUUUGUGCGUUGCGAAAUUUGGAGGUGAUUGAGCUUCAAGGGAAUAAUUUCACUGGAAGGAUCCCUAAUGAGAUAAGAAAUCUUACUUCUUCUUCGCUUCGUUUGGUUAAUUUGUCGUUUAAUUUUCUUAGUGGGAAGAUUCCUGGUGGUUUGAUUGGUUCUGGGAAAAUUAGGGUUGUUGAUUUGUCUGAUAAUCAGCUCUCUGGUAAGAUUAAUGUUGGGCGUGAUUGUUUGUUGCUUAGACAUUUGAAGCUUUCGAAUAAUUUUUUGGUUGGUGAUAUUCCUGGUGAGAUUGGUAAAUGUUUUAAUUUGAGGACAUUGUUGCUUGAUGGGAAUAUUUUGGAAGGGAGUAUACCUCCUGAGAUUGGUCGACUUUCGGAACUUAGGGUCUUGGAUGUUUCUAGGAAUAGUUUAACGGAUAUGAUUCCUAGGGAGCUUGCGAAUUGUCGUAAGUUGGUGGCUCUUAUGCUGACCAACUUGGUAGAGUAUAGUGAUGAUAGAUCAUUGGAUAUUUUUAGAGGUGAGUAUAAUGCAUUUGUGGGAGGUGUUCCUGUAGAGGUAUUUAUGAUUCCUGCUUUGCAGGUUUUCUCGGCACCUAGAGCGAAUAUUGGCGGUCGUUUGCCUGGGAAUUGGAGUGAGUUUUGUUCCCUGAGAGUUCUUAAUUUGGGUCAGAAUUAUAUAGAUGGUAUUAUCCCUGAGGGAAUUGCAAUGUGUAAAAACUUGACUUUUUUGGAUUUAAGUUCAAAUGGUCUUUCUGGAAACUUUCCUUUGGAGCUUCAAGUUCCAUGUAUGGUGUAUAUGAAUGUUAGUUGGAAUACACUUUCUGGCCCUCUUUUACCAUCCCUCAAUUACACUUGUGGUGGAGGCAUGAACUUGAGAGGGAACGAUUUGUAUUUUCUUGAUGAAGAGGAUAUUCGGAAAGUAUACUCCAGCUUCAACGUGUGGGAUUCGCAAUUGAAUGGGCAACGAGGUGCAAUGUCAGAUGAUAGUCUGGUGAUAAAACAUGACUUUGGUUGGAAUAACUUCACUGGUCCGUUGCCUUUAUUUUCUUUGUCAGAUGGGUUGCUCGUUUCCAAUGGCAAUGUUUCAUACGAGCUUUUGCUGAAUGAUAAUGGCUUCAAUGGGUCUGUUCCUGGCAAGCUGUUAUCUGGUUGUCGAAAUUUUCGUACUGUUUCUGUGAAUCUGACUUCCAACCAAUUAUCUGGUGAGAUAUCCCCGACACUGCUUCAGGAUUGUCUAGAACUUACGAGUUUUGAAGCAGCACAGAAUCAGAUGUGGGGAUCUAUAUUGUCAGGUAUCAGCGACUUGCUUAUGCUUAGACAUCUUAAUUUAAGAGAAAACCAGUUAUCUGGGUCUCUUCCUAAGCAACUGGGAGACUUAAAAACUCUCAAAUCACUACUUCUUGGCGGGAACAACUUCACUGGGGAGAUUCCUCCUCAUCUAGGUAAAUUGACUUACCUUGAGGUCUUGGAUCUCUCUGAAAACAAUCUCAAAGGGCCAAUUCCUAGUGAAUUGGCAAAUGCAAGCAAUCUAAAAGUUCUUCUGUUGGAUCACAAUUCCCUUACUGAUAAAAUACCUUUUUCAUUCUCGUCCUUCUCCCAUCUUGUGGAUCUGGAUGUCUCUUACAACAACCUCACGGGUCAUAUUCCGCACCUGCAAAGUAUAAGUGAUUGUGAAAGCUUCAAGGGGAACAAAUUUCUGCAUCCAUGUCCUGAUCCAUAUUCUGUUCCACCUGCUGGUCUGCCUGUCCCCCUCCAAGUUGAGAAUUUGCACGGUGGAAGAAAAAGGAAGUCCUUAAUAAUUGCAACAGCAGCAUCUGUCUCGGUUGUAAUCGGCGUUCUUCUGGUGGUAGUUCUUGGCCUUACUCUUGGUAAAAAGAAGCUGGGCAGACUCAGUUGCCUCAGAAGAAAAGUAGUUGUGACUUUUGCUGAUACCCCUGUUGUAUUGACUUACGACAAUGUGGUCAGUGCAACAGGAAAUUUCAGCAUUCGAAAUUUAAUAGGUACUGGGGGCUUUGGAUCAACUUACAAGGCUGAACUAGUACCAGGUUAUCUUGUAGCUGUGAAGAGGUUGUCCUUAGGCAGAUUCCAAGGGAUUCAACAAUUCGAGGCAGAGAUUAAGACAUUAGGGAGAGUUAGACAUAAGAAUCUCGUAACCCUUAUUGGAUACUAUGUAGGAGAUACUGAAAUGUUUUUGAUUUACAACUAUCUUUCUGGGGGGAACCUUGAGACAUUCAUACAGGAUAGAUCAGCAAAUAAUGUGAAAUGGCCAGAAAUUUACAAGAUAACAGUGGAUGUAGCUCAUGCACUUGCCUAUCUUCACUAUUCAUGUGUUCCUCGGAUAGUUCAUAGGGAUAUCAAGCCUAGCAAUAUUCUUCUUGAUGAGGAGCUUAAUGCCUAUUUGUCUGACUUUGGAUUGGCUCGGCUGCUUGAAGUUUCUCAAACCCAUGCCACAACUGAUGUGGCAGGCACAUUUGGAUAUGUGGCACCAGAAUAUGCAACGACAUGUAGGGUUUCGGACAAGGCUGAUGUUUACAGCUUCGGUGUCGUGCUUUUAGAGUUGAUGUCAGGGAAGAAGACUCUUGAUCCAUCAUUUUCUGAGUAUGGUAAUGGAUUUAACAUUGUUGGAUGGGCCAUGUUAUUGAUGGAUGAAGGACGGUGCUCUGAGUUCUUUUACUCGGAAUUGUGGGAGGCUGGGCCUGAGGAGAACUUGUUGAAAAUGUUGCAGCUUGCAUUGUCUUGCACUAUGGAGUCACUUGCUAUCAGGCCAUCAAUGAAACAGGUUCUUGAGAAAUUGAAACAGCUGAGCUCCUGAAAGUAAGAUGUGAUGUUCGAUACAAGUGUGACACUUAAGCUUGUUGUACAGCAGGUUAUUAGAUUGAACGUCAAAGAACUCAAGAUGAGUUCAGCACCUCAGUUGGAGCCAACAUCCAAGGGGAGUUAGAUGAAUUUAAUACCUCAGUUGGAGCCAACAGCCAAGGGGAGUUAUGAAAAUUCAGGCAGGAGACCGAGUUUUGCAGUUAGUACUUAGUUCGUGGCUCUCUGAGAUGGAUCUAUGUUUCUUUUAUCCUGCGGAUGUGAAUUUGGCCAUGAAGGCUGUCGGAUUUUACACUCACCCCUAAUUAGGGUAUUUGAUGAAAUGAUUUAUGUGCAAUUGCGUGUUCAUCAAAAUUCAUGGAUGUAAAUAAGUUGGGGAAGAUUGAGGGCAAUACGCGGUCAGCUAUCGGUGAAAGCGAACAGGGAAUAAUAAAUAAUCUCUUUCUUGACUUGGUAAAAAAAAGUCAUAUGGGAAUGAUAUGGAAGAAUAGCCUCAAAGUUGGAACUAUCAUGAGUUAAUCAAUUGUUGGUUCUGUUUAAAAGAGUGUUGGGACUAUUGGCGUCAAAUUUUCUUAUACUAUCUGUCUCAUUAAAGUGACUCGUCUUACUUCUUUAGGUGAAAAGACGAAAGAUGAUUCCAAGAUUUGCUUUUUAGGAUACAAUCCCUCUCUUUUACAGGUGGAGAGCGUGAUAUUAGCAUGUUAGAUCUGAUAAGUCGAGGAACCUUAUGUUAUGUGAUAGUGUAAUUUUUUUUAUGUUUACUUAGGCCAGUGGAAAAUUUUGGAGGAUUGUAUGUUACUGAGCUGAUGUACUGUUAUAUGCACUAUGCAGUGAAUUUUUUUUUUAAAGCAGAUGGAGGAUUGUAACAAGUUGAUAUAA